AGAGGUGUUCUCUCUUUUUAAAAUUCAAAGUAUCGAUCGUCCCCAAUAUUUAUCCAUCGAUCGAUCGAAUGAAUAGGCUACGCGAAAUGUCAGGCAGCCAUUGUCAAAAGCGUUUUUCCUAUCGGUGUUCGCGUCAAGCUUCAAUGAUGCAAUCGCAAGACAUUGACUACGGUGCCGUUACGCAGUCCGUUCGUUGCAAAACUCGCAAUACUCGGUUCAACAACCAUGCACUAAGAAUAUAUAGGCUCUACUACUUCGGUUGGUCCUAAGAAAUCGAGUCUUCCAGAUGUAAUAAUAUCAUUUAUAAAUAGAACAUAAGCUUGGAGUAACUUGUAACGCCAAACGGUGUAUUGCAUUGUCAGUUAAGUCACGGAUUUAUAGAUAGUUCUAUAUUAAAACGGAUCAUGCAUUUUACACGAACAAAAAUCCAAAUACUCCUAUGUCAGUCGGACAUGUGAAAUUCUUUUUAGCUAUGCAAAUCUUUCUGUUCGACUAAUAUAAAUAGAAGUGGUACGAUAAAAAAAAAAAAAAAAGAAAAAAAAAAUGUAGUUUCCGAUCCAAACAAAAGUCCGCGUAGAAAUGAAAAAGAAAAUUCGCGUUUCUAUCUAUUAUCGAUACGUUUGACACGUAUCGUUCGGACUUUUCAUACUUAGUCUUCGUAGUCUCGUUUAUACCAGAGCACCGUUAGUUCAAACUCUCGAUGGUUUCGAAAUAUGCGUUAAAAACGUGAAAGGAAUGUACGCGCGUGGCACUGUUUUAACAGCCUGCCGCGCCGGCCGGAGCGCGCGAGAGCUUUCUUGGAAAUUGAACUUACGACCGCGGGUCGUCGAUCAUACCGGUGCUGAUAUCACACGUACAUCUGUAACAUCGAGCCAACCGUAUACGUCGAAACUUGGAGAAAUUUUCUCGCAUCGGCGACUGUUUACUCGAAACGAUUGCUACGACGAUGACAACGAAAACGACGAAGACGAUUACGACGAUACCAGGGACGAUUUCUAUACGCUUCUCAACAUGGCAUAUAGAAAGCUGUUUCGUCGAAGAUCAGGAUACUCUGUAAACGAACUGCAACGGAACUAAGAAGUACGAUCGAACGCAUAAUCCACGUGUUAAUUUCGACUUUAUAAUAAUUUACGAGAUAGUGAUAUCAGUAAGGAAAGAAUAAAAAAAAAAAAAAUAAAUAAAUAAAGAAAGAAAGAUUUUGUCGUACGACGAACGGCCCUGACGAAGAAAAGGAAAGGACGUCCUCGAGGAAAACGGCGAAGAGAAAAAAUCAAAAAAAGAAAAUAAAAGAAAAAAAUUAAGUACACAACCGUAGAAAAUCUCAGCCGCACUACUUUAUAUAAACCAAUAAGAGAAAUGGUGUCUUGAGAGAAUUCAAAGAGUAACGGCAUCGAUUCGAUCUGAAAUUAACGAAAGAAGGAAUUUCUUUAUUUCGACGAAAGGAGGAAAAAUCGAAAAGGAGGAAAAUAAGGUGUUUGGUGCAGUGUGAAUCGGAUUAAAAACAAAAAAAAAUCUUAUGCUUAGUGAGGUGAUCGAAGAAAAAGGAAAAAUAAUAGAAGGAAUAAAAUUCUCCCGCGAUGACGUUCUUCUUCAUGGUUUUGGGCCCGGAAAACAACGUCGUCUCGGGUGAACGUUGACAAAUCAAACUAAUCGAGAGGAAGGAUAAAAUAGGUGAAACGAUUUUUGAAAAUGACCGUCACGAUGGAACAUAAGAGGAAGAGCUCGUGGGAUUCAAAGAAAUUUCACAGCGUUCUUCGCGAUCAUCCGCAGAUCUCGGUGAGCACAGUAAGCACGAGAAGAUUCAGUCGGGCUGGCACACCAAGCUCGAUCCUAUCCUCGGACAGCGACAUCAGAUUCACCAGGAAGCUCGGUGGUCAAUAUCGAUGUGGUUGCUGCGUCCUGGCUGCCUUCUUGCUCUUCCUUCUCUUUUCCGGCGUUUCCAUAUAUCUAGGCUACACAUUCCUAACGUCGGAUUCACCAGGAGAUCAAAUAUUCUUGGCGACAUUUCGAGUUACCGAUGGAGAUUAUUUUGCAUUAGAACUGGCAGAUCCCUCUACCGAGGCCUUUCGCAUACGAUCGCGAGAGUAUCGCGAUCGGAUCAAUCUUAUUUUCCGACGUAGUUGGCUAAAACUCUCCUUUCUUGCUUCGGACAUUUUAGCACUCGACGGGGUAGAAGGACGCGACUUGGUGGUCCAUUUCGAUGUCAGAUUUGAUCCACGAUAUCAAACCAUCACUACAAGCGAUGUGGUUGAUAUUCUAUCGCGCGAGAUCGAUCCGACUAGCACGAAAUAUCUAUCGAAUCUGACGAUAGACGCAAAGAGUCUUGAAGUUCAAGAAAGUUUGACAGCUUUAAACGCACAAGUCAGCCUACAAACAACAGUCUCGACGAUUCCACCUACAACGACUGCACCACCCCCAAGAAGAUGCAGUCUUCUCGAAUUAUCUUAUUGCAAGCAUCUUCCAUACAACGUAACUUCCUAUCCGAAUAUAUUGGGACACCGUUCUUUGAUCGACGUGGAGGAAGACGUCAUUGCAUUUAGGGAAUUGGUAGAUGCCGAAUGUUAUCGUUCGGCAUAUGACUUCGUCUGUCAAGUUUUACAACCAGCCUGUUUGUCCGGCGAUCCCGAAGAUUUAUUGCAACUACCUUGUAGGAGUUUUUGCAGAGAAUUUUGGAACGGCUGCGGAAACAGACUUUCGGACAGGAUCAAGCGAGCUUUGGAUUGCUCCAAUUUUCCGGAAUACGCAGAUGUUGGUAGUUGCAGGCCAAAACCAGGAUGCGUACAGACACUUCAAUCGAAGGCUUUGUCGCCAAGGAUUUGCGAUGGUAUAAUCGAUUGUCCAGAUCUGGCUGAUGAAAAAAAUUGUGCCUAUUGUCGCGACGGAUAUAUGCAUUGCGGAAUUGGAAGAACUUGCAUUCCACAUGUCAAAAGAUGCGACGGAAAAAUAGAUUGUCCAAAUGGAAGCGAUGAGAAGGAUUGUCUAUCAUUAGCGCAAAGUAUAAGAGCUGUUAAAUCUCAGCCAUGGGACACGCCACACGCCGCGAAAUACAACAGCGAGGGUUACGUCGUUUUUAACGAAAAAGGUACAAUCGGUAAACUCUGUACCGAGAAUUUGAAUGCCACUAUGCCGGCAACAGAAAUGGAAACCGUUCUUCAAACAGUAGCUAAUUCUCUUUGUACUCUAUUAACUUAUACUGGCGUCAAAUCUGUCGAGGUGAGAAUCGACGAAGAAGAAGAUGUUCAAUACGUUCAUAUGGAAGAUCCAUCGGCUACAGAGAUCACGUUUGUCAGGGCACCAUGUCCAAGCAAAGAUGUUAUGUAUAUUCGUUGUUCUGAACUCGAAUGUGGGGUACAGCCUUUACGAAAUAAAGGUAAACAGGGCCUUAGUAAAAUGGCAGAACCUGGCGAUUGGCCCUGGCACGCAGCACUUUUUAAGGAAGAGGUACAUGUUUGCGAUGCUACGUUGAUAGCUGAAAGUUGGUUACUCACAACUGCUUCUUGUUUCCAAGGACAACCAAAGGCAGAAUGGUCUGCUAGAUUGGGCACAGUACGUCUUUCGAGUACGUCACCGUGGCAACAGGAACGUAGGAUCGUAGGAAUGAUAAAAUCCCCUGUGGAGGGAAGUACGACCGUUCUAUUAAAAUUAGAUCGUCCUGUUGCGACCUAUUCGGAUUUUGUCAGGCCAGUUUGUUUGCCUUCUGCUCAAGAUCCACCAUCGACCAAUGCAUCUCAAUGCAAUACUUUGGGUUGGGCCAGAAAUCGCGAUAUGCUGCAGAGAGUACAAUUGAGGCAUAGUGCGAUGGAAAGAUGCGAAAAUAUAAGCAUUGCGUCGGUCAACAGUGUUUGUACCGAGCCAGCAUAUUCGGUGGAUGAUUGCAACGAGGAAGAAGUCGCUGGUAGCCCAAUGCUUUGCCUUCAAGCUGGCGGUCAAACGUGGGCAUUAACUGGAGUUGGUAGUUGGCGAAUAGCUUGUUCUAAAGCAGGAGUCGAAAGACCUAGAUUGUACGAUCAAAUAUCCUCUAAUAUCGCUUGGAUAAAAUCAACGAUUAGUUAAAUAUUUGUAAUCGUUUGAAAUGAAAACAAAACAAAAAAAAAGGAACAAAAAAAAAAAGAAAGAAAAGUCAUUUUGAAUUAACGAACAUGUACUGAAAUGAAAAUUGUGAUAAAUACUUAAAAUCAACGACGAUCGUAUGUAUAUUAUUUUCUUUUGCAUAAUUCGAACGUUUUAUUACUUUUCAUUCGUCAUUUCUUCUUUGUAUCGUCAUCGAUCGCUAUUGCCAUUAGAUCAUAAUUUCCUAAACGUACAUAGUGAUAUACGUAGUGAUAUUAUUUAGUUUUAUUUCUUCAUUAGUAAAAGAUAUUGCAAAUUAAAGAUUACCGCGUACGAUUGUAAAUACGAAUACGAUCAUUAUAUUGACUUUUCAAAUAAAUCUUAAUAAAUGAUUUCUCGUUUUGCGCGGCAUAAUUAAUCUUAAUUUAUUUUAUCGAAGAAAAUUGUAUUCACUAUCUUUGUAAAAUAAAUAUUAUGUCGGUACAAAACCGACGUAUCACAUUACGUUUUCAAACCAAAUGGAAUUAUGACUAAAUUCAAUAAAUUCCAAACAUCGUCUUCUUAUUUGUUUGUUUUUUUUUUUUUUUUUUUUUUUU
This is a messenger RNA of Vespa velutina, 4646 nucleotides long. Its product is annotated as atrial natriuretic peptide-converting enzyme. The record is from RefSeq and is a predicted model, not a curated record. The coding region runs from base 1690 to 4053 and encodes 787 amino acids. Gene Ontology annotation, molecular function: serine-type endopeptidase activity; protein binding. The transcript is spliced from 14 exons. Lineage: Eukaryota; Metazoa; Arthropoda; Insecta; Hymenoptera; Vespidae. Gene Ontology annotation, biological process: proteolysis.